Molecule: messenger RNA, 796 nt
Organism: Trichoplax adhaerens
Lineage: Eukaryota; Metazoa; Placozoa; Uniplacotomia; Trichoplacea; Trichoplacidae
Exons: 3
Coding region: 1-537 (178 amino acids)
Source: RefSeq, a predicted model, not a curated record
AUGGCCAUGGAUUGCAAGCGAUUUGCCACUCCAAGUGGAGCAGAUUUUUCCCAGUUACGUCAUGGUUGGAACAUUGGACUAAAAGAUAAUAAAUCAGCAAAUACUUCUGACGAUCGUUGCGUAGCGCCAACGAUCGUUAAAGAUGAGUUUGUCGUUAUUGACAAGACAGAGGUACCAGGAAUAUCUCCAGCGCCACUUUUAACCGAACAUUAUCAACGUCAAGCUAAUGCUGCUGUGGAUUUAAAACCUCGCUCUUCGUCAUACCAAAACUUUAAUGCUAACUUAGAAAAUCGGGAUCGUUGCGAUACUUUCCCAGUAAUAUCCGAGGACAAAAAUAGUAGCAAAUUCGAUUCGUUAGAUGGCGAAACUGUCAGUAAUCUGGAUAGGAUACCUUUCGUUUUAUCUCCUCAUGUACGUGCACUCUGCUCAUCGAUGUCCUAUCAGGGAUCAAUCAGGUCGGUACAGUGGAAACAAUUCGAACACGACUUUACAAUCGAGCAAAAUGUACUACAAAAUGUCAAUUUAUGGUCCGAAUAAAAUAUCAUAAUUUGAAUAUCGACUUUGGAAUCGAUUCUGUCUAAAAAUUUUAAUGAUUGACUAGAUAAUAAAUUAGAUAAAUUAACCUGCUAUAUGUACCUCUUUAUAAUUUAAUGACUUAAAUCUCUGCUUUCAAUGUUUGUAUUACUAUACUCUUUAAUGUGUAUACAACAUAAUCCAAAUGUAUCUGAAUUACGCAGAAUAAGAGCUUAUCGCUUCUAGUGAUAAUAAAUGUAACUAUAGUAUUCUAAUAAAAUCG